GACAGUCACAAGGCAGAAAAUGGACGAGCGAAACACCUGUCUUCCACACAACAGCAAAUGUCUGCUCUCAACAAGAUUGUCAAGCGUUCGAGCUCCAAGCCCUCCGAAACCGACCUCCUUGUUGCCCAAUGUCUUUACGACUUGGAGACCUCUUCCAAGGACUUGGCUAAGGAGCUCCGUCCUCUCCAAUUCACCUCUGCCCGUGAGGUCGAAGUUGGCAGCGGAAAGAAGGCAAUCGUUGUUUUUGUGCCCCAACCUCUUCUCAAGGCCUUCCACAAGGUUCAAGCCCGCCUCACCCGUGAGCUCGAGAAGAAGUUUGCUGAGCGUCAUGUCAUCUUCAUUGCUCAGCGCCGUAUCUUGCCCAAGCCUUCCCGUCACUCUCGUGUCACCCAAAAGCGUCCUCGCUCUCGCACUUUGACCGCUGUCCACGACUCUAUUCUCGAGGACAUCGUUUUCCCCACUGUGAUUGUCGGCAAGCGCACUCGUCAAACCACUGACGGUAAGAAGACCAUCAAGGUUUUCCUUGACAACAAGGAUGCCAACACUGUUGACUACAAGUUGGGUUCCUUCACUGCCAUCUACCACAAGCUCACUGGUAAGAACGUUUCCUUUGAGUUCCCCGUUACCGCUGGUGAGGGCUUGUAAGCAGUGUGAAUGCUUCUGCCAGCACGUUGUGUAGCGAGAACUUUUUCCUGUCGAAAGCAGGAGGGAUUGUAGAUUCGUGCUAGCGAAUGAAUGGUUUUCAGGGCACAAUUGCCAUCAAUGGUGAGCUGAAGCUUGACAUAUAUUAUUGAGGGAGAGAAGGGGGAGGAGAGAGUUGGUAGGGUAUGGUAGUGAGGGUAAGGUAGUGCAUUGGUUUAUUGGAAGUAGGAAGCGGUUUAG
Messenger RNA from Schizosaccharomyces japonicus yFS275, 882 nucleotides. Its product is annotated as 40S ribosomal protein S7. Gene Ontology annotation, cellular component: ribosome. The record is from RefSeq and is a predicted model, not a curated record. The transcript has a single exon. The coding region runs from base 58 to 645 and encodes 195 amino acids. Gene Ontology annotation, biological process: translation. Gene Ontology annotation, molecular function: structural constituent of ribosome. NCBI's taxonomy places the organism in Eukaryota, Fungi, Ascomycota, Schizosaccharomycetes, Schizosaccharomycetales, Schizosaccharomycetaceae.